UUCAAUUGAGCAGAAACAAACAGUCCACUCAUCGUCCAUUCAUUUCACACAAACACACAGUCCAAGCAAAGCAAGAACCAAAGAGAAGAACCUGAUUCCACCGCCACCCUCUUUUCUCUCUCUCUUUUCUUCUUCUUCUUCUUCUUCUUCUUCUUCUUCUUCUUCUUCUCAUCGACUCUUUCUCCAUGGGUGUGUGUGUCGUUUAAAUAAUAACGCGUCUUUCUCUUCCGUCAUGCUCUCACAACUCCCCAUGAAGACGCAUAACACCAUUAUAUAACGACAGCAACACCUUUCACGUCAAACGCCAGCACAAGCCCUUCAGUUUCGAUAUCGGUUUCUUUCUGAUUCAUCGCUCAAACAAUGGCCAACUGGGCAGCCCUAGUUCAGAAUUGCGUUUCCAAGAAGCAAAACAAACAACUCACAAGACUCUACUUUCUCACCUUCACCACCUUCCUCUGCACCCUUUUCUACCUCCUAGGCCUCUGGCACCAUUCUCCGCCCUCACUAGCCGCCGUUUCAGCCGGCACACACCUCUCUGACGCCCGCAACUGCCCCGACUCAACAUCAAAACUCCUCUCCAAUUCCAUUUCCAAUUCAACUUUGGAUUUUUCCGCUACCCAUCUCGCUCCCGAUCCCGAGGAGUCGGCGCGUGGGUUCCACGCGCCGCCGUGUGAUCCGACGCUUUCGGAGUACACUCCCUGCGAGGACGUGCAACGGUCGCUGUUGUUCCCUCGCGAGGACUUGAUCUACCGCGAGCGGCACUGUCCCGUGGAGGCUGAGGUGCUGCGGUGUCGGAUUCCGGCGCCGUUCGGAUACCGUGUGCCGCUGCGGUGGCCGGAGAGCCGCGAUGCCGCGUGGUUCGCGAACGUGCCGCACAAGGAGCUGACCGUGGAGAAGAAGAACCAGAACUGGGUCCGGUUCGAGGGAGACCGGUUCAGGUUUCCUGGGGGUGGGACCAUGUUUCCACGUGGCGCAGGUGCGUACAUUGAUGACAUCGGAAAACUCAUUAAUCUAAAAGAUGGGUCCAUCCGAACCGCCUUAGACACUGGCUGUGGGGUUGCAAGUUGGGGAGCAUAUCUUCUGUCACGAGACAUUUUAGCAGUGUCAUUUGCACCAAGAGAUACACACGAAGCUCAAGUUCAAUUUGCUCUUGAACGAGGGGUUCCUGCAUUGAUUGGAGUUCUUGCCUCUAUUAGGCUUCCUUACCCUUCAAGGGCCUUUGACAUGGCACACUGCUCACGUUGCCUCAUUCCCUGGGGCCAGAGAGAGGGAAUUUAUUUGACAGAAGUUGAUCGAGUGCUGCGUCCUGGUGGUUACUGGAUUCUUUCGGGGCCACCGAUAAACUGGCAGAGCCACUGGAAGGGUUGGGAGAGGACUCGUGAGAGUCUCAAUGAGGAACAAGAUACAAUAGAGAAAGUGGCAAAAAGCUUAUGCUGGAAAAAAUUGGUGCAAAAGGGUGACCUUGCCAUAUGGCAGAAGCCCACCAAUCAUAUACAUUGCAAAAUAACAAGAAAAGUCUUCAAGAAUAGACCCUUUUGUAUGGCAAAGGAUCCAGACACAGCAUGGUACACAAAAAUGGAGACCUGCUUGACACCACUGCCAGAGGUGAAUGACGUCAGUGAAGUUAGUGGUGGCAAAUUAUCAAAUUGGCCCGAGAGAUUAACAGCAGUGCCACCAAGGAUUAGUAGUGGAAGCUUGAAGGGAAUUACGGCUGACAUGUUUAAAGAAAACACUGAGUUAUGGAAGAAGAGAGUAGCAUACUACAAGAGCUUGGACUAUCAGCUAGCAGAGCGUGGUAGAUACCGUAAUCUGCUUGAUAUGAAUGCUUUCUUGGGAGGCUUUGCAGCUGCACUGAUUGAUGAUCCUGUGUGGGUCAUGAACACUGUCCCUGUUGAGGCCGAAUUCAACACCCUUGGUGUCAUAUAUGAACGUGGAUUGAUUGGAACCUACCAAAACUGGUGUGAAGCAAUGUCCACAUACCCAAGAACUUACGACUUCAUACACGGUGACUCAGUUUUCAGCCUAUACCAAAACAGGUGUAAAAUGGAGGAGAUUGUUCUUGAGAUGGAUAGAAUUUUGCGGCCACAGGGCAGUGUGAUCCUGCGUGAUGACGUGGAUGUGUUGUUGAAGGUGAAGAAAUUUGCAGAUGCAAUGCAAUGGGAUUCCAGAAUUGCAGACCAUGAAAAGGGGCCUCACCAGAGAGAAAAGAUAUUCUUUGCUGUCAAGCAAUACUGGACUGCUCCAGCUCCAGAACAAAAAUCAACAUAGAAAACUCUAUAUUCCUCUUCUUUCUGGCUUAUCACAUCUGUAAUUUUUUAUUUCAUGUUUACAAUUUUUUUCAGAAUUCUAUUCUUUUCCAACCCCCGCUUCUAUGGGUGGUGUGCAAAGUGGAUUUUUUUUCAUUACACCAAUUAUGUUUUCUUAAGUUUUUCAGUAACUUAUCUAUCAAUCAAAUGAGUGU
This is a messenger RNA of Vigna radiata var. radiata (mung bean), 2461 nucleotides long. Its product is annotated as probable methyltransferase PMT15. The transcript is spliced from 6 exons. The coding region runs from base 361 to 2268 and encodes 635 amino acids. Gene Ontology annotation, molecular function: methyltransferase activity. Gene Ontology annotation, cellular component: trans-Golgi network; endosome; cytoplasm. The record is from RefSeq and is a predicted model, not a curated record. NCBI's taxonomy places the organism in Eukaryota, Viridiplantae, Streptophyta, Magnoliopsida, Fabales, Fabaceae.